GUAUCGCCAUCAGAAAGUCUUCUUUUUCUACUUUCUACCCGGUUUAAAUACCACAUAACCCACCAACAAUUAUUCGCACUCAAAUUCUCCUUUUCUCCUUGUUGUAAUAAUCAAGUUUUGCUAUGGCUACUUUUGAUUACCAGCUGAUAAUCGGCAUGAUGAUGACCGUCUUCUUAGCUUCCUCUGUCUCUGCAGAUCCUGAUUUGCUUCAAGAUGUUUGUGUUGCUGAUCUUACUUCAGGUGUGAAAUUGAACGGAUUCGAAUGCAAAAGCAACAUAUCAGCUGAUGAUUUCUUUUUCGCGGGCUUAGCGAAGCCAGGGUCAACCAACAACACUUUCGGUGCAACCGUUACCCCAGCCAGUGUACAACAAAUCACAGGGCUAAACACCCUCGGAGUAUCCAUGGCCCGUAUUGAUUAUGCACCAGGGGGUAUCAACCCACCACACACCCAUCCAAGAGCCACUGAGAUAGUGUUUGUGCUCGAAGGCGAAUUGGAUGUUGGUUUCAUCACCACAGACAAUAAACUCUUCUCUAAGACCAUCAAGAAAGGCGAAAUCUUCACAUUUCCGAGAGGUUUAAUUCACUUUCAGUUAAACAACGGGAAAGUUCCUGCCGAGGUUAUUGCAGCCUUCAACAGCCAGUUGCCUGGCACCCAACGGGUGGCAAACGCCUUGUUUGCUUCGUCUCCAACUGUGGAAGAUGUUGUGUUGACUAAAACAUUCCAAGUUGGAACCAAACUGGUUGAGAAAAUUAAGUCCAGAUUAGCUCCCAAGAAGUAAAAUCUUAACUACCCAAUUACACUCCAUUUAUGCUUUAUUGAAGUUUUUUAUUUGUUUUAUUGUUUUUUGUAUAAAUGGUUUAUGACAUCAGAUCUUGUUAUAAUGUUGUAACCAAUUGAAGAGGUUGAUGAAUACUUCAAAAUUAAUAAAUUUAUGUAUUAUGCACAACUCUUGUCGAUAAAUUUUACUAAUAAA
Helianthus annuus (common sunflower) is the source of this 974-nucleotide messenger RNA. RefSeq names its product germin-like protein 5-1. The transcript is spliced from 2 exons. The coding region runs from base 123 to 779 and encodes 218 amino acids. Gene Ontology annotation, molecular function: manganese ion binding. Lineage: Eukaryota; Viridiplantae; Streptophyta; Magnoliopsida; Asterales; Asteraceae. Gene Ontology annotation, biological process: plasmodesmata-mediated intercellular transport; regulation of root development. The record is from RefSeq and is a predicted model, not a curated record. Gene Ontology annotation, cellular component: plasmodesma; cell wall.